CAAACACAUACACACACUCCCUCUCCGAGCCGGACAGCACAGCCCCCUGGCCCCGGCAGCCCGGCAGCGGAGGACACAUCCAGGCGCCGCAGCCCGCUGUGACAGUGGACCUAACGUCGGCUUACUUUGUGGACAUGGGAGACAUGGGGGAUCCGCCGAAAAAGAAGCGGCUGGUGUCUCUGUGCGUGGGCUGCGGGAACCAGAUCCACGACCAGUACAUCCUGCGGGUCUCCCCGGACUUGGAGUGGCACGCUGCCUGUCUGAAAUGCGCCGAGUGCAGCCAGUAUCUGGACGAGUCCUGCACAUGCUUCGUCCGGGACGGAAAGACUUACUGUAAACGGGACUACAUCAGGUUAUACGGGAUUAAAUGCGCCAAAUGCAACAUCGGCUUCAGUAAGAACGACUUCGUGAUGCGGGCCCGCUCCAAGGUCUACCACAUCGAGUGUUUCCGCUGCGUGGCCUGCAGCCGGCAGCUCAUCCCGGGCGACGAGUUCGCUCUACGGGAGGACGGGCUCUUCUGCCGGGCGGACCACGACGUAGUGGAGCGGGCCAGCCUGGGCCCCGGAGACCCGCUCAGUCCGCUGCACCCCGCCAGACCGCUGCAGAUGGCAGCAGAACCAAUCUCGGCCCGGCAACCUGCGCUGCGGCCUCACGUCCACAAACAGCCGGAGAAGACCACCCGGGUCCGGACGGUGUUAAACGAGAAGCAGCUGCACACGCUGCGGACUUGCUACAACGCGAACCCGAGGCCCGACGCCCUCAUGAAGGAGCAGCUGGUGGAGAUGACCGGCCUCAGCCCGCGAGUGAUCCGGGUCUGGUUCCAGAACAAGCGGUGUAAGGACAAGAAGAGGAGCCUGCUGAUGAAGCAGCUCCAGCAGCAGCAGCCAAACGACAAGACGAACAUCCAGGGAAUGACGGGCACCCCGAUGGUGGCGGCCAGUCCGGAGCGGCACGACGGCGGCAUCCAGGCCAACCCGGUGGAGGUGCAGAGCUACCAGCCGCCCUGGAAGGUCCUCAGCGACUUCGCCCUGCAGAGCGACAUCGACCAGCCGGCCUUCCAGCAACUGGUCAGCUUCUCGGAGGGAGGACCGGGCUCGAACUCGACGGGCAGCGAGGUAGCGUCCAUGUCGUCCCAGCUUCCAGACACGCCGAACAGCAUGGUGUCCAGUCCCAUCGAGGCCUGAGCAGGACGCGCAAUGGACGGACUGAACUGAACACACAGCACCCCCUUCCCCUCCCCCUCCCCCCAAUACAUCCCACCCCACCCCCCUCCUGCCCGACUGCACCAAGCAACCCCCCUGGUUGUAUUUUGACACUGUGAAGACAAUCAUGGGAUUUUACCAUAGCCACCCAUUCUAACGCCCCGGGUGGACGUUAGAGUGUCCACUGUCCAUCCAUGCGUCAUCAUGGCCGGUGCUGCCUGGUUAACAGUUGCCAAAACGAGAAGACAUGACCGUUACUCCACCGAUCAACGGGACCUCUGAGUAGGAGCCACAUCCGGACUCUAACUCCAUCUAAACGCUGUGCGCUACUCUGAAUAGAAAACAAUGACUGGUGAUUUUUUUAAAAAUUCAUAAACGCACUUCAUCAUAUAAUAGAGCGUUUGGAGGGAACAGCACUGCUUCUUCAUUUAAUUACACGAUUUCCUACAUGACCCAAGUACUAAAGCAUUUGCAACAAGGUAUACCUCUAUUUUGCCACAAGCUUCGUGGGACAUUUGUGUGAGUUAGUGUCUGUCCGAAAAAUUUUUUUUUCUUUCCCAAAGAUGUGUAAAUUAAUAAUAAGUUAAAAAAAAAAAAAUACCGUUUAGCUCUGGAAGAAAAAUGUUUCGUUUGUUCCCGUGCAACAAAAAAAAUUAUUUAUUAUUUAUUGUCGACAAAUUUGCCACCUUUUGUGUAACUUUCUUAACUGAAGUAAAAAGAGACAAAAAAGA
Molecule: messenger RNA, 1933 nt
Organism: Seriola aureovittata
Lineage: Eukaryota; Metazoa; Chordata; Actinopteri; Carangiformes; Carangidae
Gene: isl1a
Product: ISL LIM homeobox 1a
Exons: 6
Coding region: 135-1184 (349 amino acids)
Biological process (GO): positive regulation of transcription by RNA polymerase II; neuron fate specification; axonogenesis
Cellular component (GO): nucleus
Molecular function (GO): cis-regulatory region sequence-specific DNA binding; DNA-binding transcription factor activity, RNA polymerase II-specific
Source: RefSeq, a predicted model, not a curated record